Messenger RNA from Pteronotus mesoamericanus, 1731 nucleotides. It is a transcript of the gene ADI1, whose product is annotated as acireductone dioxygenase 1. The transcript is spliced from 4 exons. Gene Ontology annotation, molecular function: acireductone dioxygenase [iron(II)-requiring] activity. Lineage: Eukaryota; Metazoa; Chordata; Mammalia; Chiroptera; Mormoopidae. Bases 406 to 903 code for a protein of 165 amino acids. The record is from RefSeq and is a predicted model, not a curated record.
UCUUUGGCGUUCUAGUUUGAGAUAUUCGGGAGUGUGUUGUUCAGUACUCAUGAUAUAAUGCUCAUUUUAUAGCAGUUUACAGCAAAACGUGCUGAAUUCACUGCCAGUAGGCUUUUCGUUUUUUUAAAAUUAUUUUAGAGGAGGGGGAAGGUAGGGAGAAAGAGGGAAACAUCCAUGUGCGGUUGCCUCUCGUGCGCCCCCGACUGGGGGCCUCACCUGCAACCCAGGCAGGUGCCGUGACUGGGAAUUGAGCCUGCGACCCGUGGUUGCCCGGCCGGCGCGCAGUCCACUGAGCCGCAGCAGCCGGGGGCCCCUGCCAGUAGCUUUACUCAGGAGGUCAGCGCGACCCUGGCUGGCUCCCUCGGGGGUGCCUUCAUGAAGUGACUUGGACACCAGGCCUUAGAGAUGCGGCGGCCAGUGGCAAAGGAACAGGGUGAGCGUGUCUUCGGUGUAGGAAGCGGCCAGGAACAAGGGCGUGGGCAGCUGGAUGCUGACAGAUACGAGGACGACCCGGAACUGGAGAAGAUCCGCAGAGAGAGGAACUACUCGUGGAUGGACAUCAUAACCAUCUGCAGGGAGAAGCUGCCGGAUUACGAAGAGAAGAUCAAGAUGUUCUACGAGGAGCACCUGCACCUGGACGACGAGAUCCGCUACGUCUUGGACGGCAGCGGGUACUUCGACGUGAGGGAUGAGGAGGACCGGUGGGUGCGGAUCGCCGUGCAGAAGGGCGACCUGAUCACUCUCCCCGCGGGGAUCUACCACCGCUUCACUCUGGACGAGCAGAACUACGUGAAGGCCAUGCGGCUGUUUGUGGGAGACCCGGUGUGGACAGCGUACAACCGGCCGGCGGACCACUUCGCGGCUCGGGAGCAGUACAUGGCGUUCCUGGCGCAGACGGCGUAGCGGUGCACACCCCUUGCCCCGCGUCCUGAGCAGGACCGCGGGGACAGUCUGUUGUGUUCUCCUUGCUUCUGUGCUGGGGCUGGAGGCUGGGAGAGCCUCCCUUUGCGAGAUUACUGAUCAGAAUGCCUUAGUGCAAGGAGCCGUGAAAUAGAUUUUUAAGUCGAAGCCACUGCGGGAACGGGGACAGUCCCAUUCCUUUUCUCUAAUCGUGUCCCCCUGUGCCACACACGGGCCCUGCUUAAACCCCUUGAGUUUCACAUCCCCAAGUGUCACUGCGUAGCCGUCCCCCGGGACCUGAUUCCGCGGCGUUUAGCGGACGCAGCCGAGGCCCCCCUGCCUGUGAGCGGCGGGAGGGUGGCCGCCAGGGCCGGCGGGGGGAAGCGCGCGCACGGGCAGGCUCGGGCGGCCCUCGUGCCGGGGGCCUGCGGUGGCUCACACACCUUUCUUGUUUAACACAAAGCAGCUGCCUUGGUUUUGUGCUCAUGGCCCGGCAUCCCCUUCGAUUCAGGGGCCUGCGGCUCGUUGAGGCCGCCCUGGGUAGAGCCUCCGUGUGGUCGGGUCUGUGGGUCCUGUGAAUUCUACGUGCUGGUCUGUUCAGGGUGAGAGUCUAGGUUAAACCCUGCUGUAUAUUCUAUUACAGUCAAGCUUCUGAAUUUUAGCUAGAAAAUGGUGCAUUAAUUUUUUAUUCAAUAAUCCUGAGGCGCAAUUAUGCCUAGCUUGUUAUAAUCAUUUAAAAAACCUAAGAUCAGCAUCAUGGUUUGAAGGGCCGAUUGUUUUCUGUAUUUUUAAAACGAAUAAAAAGUCUUCACGUUCAGUCGUUCACACCGC